Messenger RNA from Scedosporium apiospermum, 4284 nucleotides. RefSeq lists its product as uncharacterized. Gene Ontology annotation, molecular function: protein binding. The record is from RefSeq and is a predicted model, not a curated record. The coding region runs from base 1 to 4284 and encodes 1427 amino acids. Lineage: Eukaryota; Fungi; Ascomycota; Sordariomycetes; Microascales; Microascaceae. The transcript is spliced from 7 exons.
AUGGAUGGCGCAUCGGCAAUCACAGGUAUAAUCGGGUUCUCCAUCGACAUCGGGCUAAAGCUCUCCCACUACAUCUUGGGUGUGAAACAUGCGCCGGAGUCUGCUUUCGCGUUGGAAAAGGAGGUGCGAAGCCUCAGCCAUGUGCUGGAGCAGAUGAGGGCGCUGCUCGAGAAAGAGGGCCCACGACAUACGACCGUUUUUGAAGCUUCGUCGGUGCUGUUCAUGACCCUGCGCGGCUGUCGAGAUGAACUCGAAUCGCUUCUGCAGCAACUUGGUGGAAUGCGCGAAGAUUCUUUCUGCUGCGGGCUGUUCCAUAGGCUCAAGUGGCCGCUGGACGAGGACGAUACGACGAAGGAGGUCAACCGACUCCACCAAUAUGUAAACACGUUUCAAAUGUCUCUCUCCGUAUCAGAACUAGCUCUGCUAUCCAAUGGAUUCUCCGAAACGAUGAAGAAGCUUGACGGUAUCCAAGCUAGUGGCUCGAAAAUAAGUGUCAACGUCGAGGCUGUCAAGGGCCUCUUGACCUCCUUGAGCAUGCUUCCCGACGAGUUGCGCCGCCUGAGAGAAGGCGUAGACAAGAUCAAAAUGAGUCGCGAGCUCGAAGAGUUCGUGCUUUGGCUGCCGUCCUUGGAAUAUGAAUCAAAGUAUAUGGAUAUCAAAGUGCAUCGUUUGGAUGGAUCCGGAAGAUGGCUGCUUGAGUCGACUGAGUUCCAAGACUGGCAGUCCAAGCGCGGCUCAAGCUCACUUUUUUGCCAGGGAGGGCCCGGUGUUGGCAAAUCCUUUUUGACGUCCAUCGUGAUCGAUCACUUGCUCGGCUUUCCAAUCAUCAGAACAACUCACCUCGCCUACUUCUACUUCGAUUACAAGUCGCAAGACACCCAAACCCCAUAUUUUGUUGUCUCAUGUCUCCUCAGGCAACUGUUAACCCAACAUCAAACCGUCCCAAACUCGCUCAACCAGCUCUACAGCCGCUUCGGACGCAAGCAAGGACGGCCGUCGUGGCAAGAGCUCAUAGAGACAUUUACAGAUCUUUGCUGCGAAAGCGGCGCAUAUGUCGUUCUAGACGCGCUGGAUGAAUGCGAGGUAGAAUGCCGACGGAAGAUCAUCAACUUCAUUGGCACUAUGAGGCGGAAAAACGUCAGGCUGUUCGCGACUAGCCGUCCGUACCCGGAAGAUGUCCGAAAUGCCUUUCGGGGGGCCUCGAUAGUCGAUGUGGAGGCGAGCGGAGCAGACUUGAAAGAGUUUCUAAAGCUUAAGAUCCGCGAGGCCACGACGCUUUCGAGCAUCAUGACGCGAGAUCUUCAGGAGCGCAUCAUCUCCACCAUCGUCCCGAAGACCCAGGGAAUGUUCCUCCUCGCCGACUUCCAAAUCCGCUACGUGCUGGGGAAGACAUCGGCAAAAAAUAUCAAAGCCGCGCUCCUUGUCUUGCCGACAGGGUUAUUUGACAACUUCGACCUGACGAUGGGACGGAUACGCGACCUCCCCGACCCAGAUCAGACCCGUUUUGCAGAACAGACAAUUUUAUGGGUGGUCCAUUCGGUCCGCCAUCUGAGCGUCGACGAGCUUUGCCAUGCCAUCACGGCUUCCGACGGAUGCACCGAGUUUGACGAAGGCAAUCUUCCACCCCCGGCCCAGUUUGAGGAGUACUGCUGCGGCUUUGUUAUGGUUGAUACCAAGACGAAUACGGUCCGUCUGGCCCACUACUCGAUUGAUGAGUACUUUAGGCAGGAGAAGAAGCAUGCGUUCCUGGAUCACGCGAACGAGAUCAUCACAGUUAGUUGCAUCUCCUACCUAAUGGCCCCAGGUGCGGUUCAGGACGACGAACCAUCAAAGGAUAGUGAGGAGACAGGAACUUCCAAGGAUCCGCGUCCGUUUUUGAAAUACGCAGUCCAGCACUGGGGCGAUCAUGCGGCGAAAGAAUUUACCACCAAGGUUGGAAGGACCGUCAACUUGUUUUUAGCAGCUCGCUUCGGCAUCAGAGACAUGGUCAGCGCAGACCCGGCGAUGCUUGCGGGAAAUCUGAACAGGCAGGGGAUGUUCGGUGACACACCACUUAUGGUAGCUGCCGAGAGGGGUCAGGACGAUUUCGUGCGGCUUCUGCUGGAACAGGAAGACCUUCGCCCCAAUAUCGUGGACGUGGACGGCCACACAGCUCUCUGUCGAGCUAUCCUGGCGAUAAAAGAGUCGACUGUCAGGAUCCUGGUGGCCGAUCAGAGAAUCGACGUCAACAUGUGCACGGCGCUUGCGCGUGCCGUCGAAGUCAACAACAUCCCCAUCAUGCAGGAGUUACUCCGCAGACCGGACUCGGACGUCAACGUAAUCUCAAAAGACUACUUUAAGCUCGGUGCGCCGCUUUAUCUGGCUAUAGGGGAACUGCGGAUUGAUAUAAUCGAGUUCCUCCUAAAGCGCGACGACCUCUGCCCGCGAUUCCUCGAUCAGCCGUAUCGAUCCCUCGAGAAUAUGCUGAACACCCUCACGGAAGAUGAAGACAUUAUGACCACGCAAGAGCUGGAACGCUUCCCAAAACUCGUCAAGGUAAUCGCCGAGGAUUUCUGGGAGAGGGGACGGAGGAACCCACGGGACGCCUUCCUAUCCUGGCUUUGGCCCUGGCUCAACAAGGAGUCGCUUGUCGGCUCUCAUCUGGACUACUUCUCCCAGUGGUUCGGCGGCGCGUAUCGAAAGGUGACGGACGAGGAAGGCAUGACGCUGCUCCACGCUCUCAUGGCGACCCGGAUAUACGUAUCGGGUCUCGUACAGAAAACGAUCCAGCAAGGAUUCGAUAUCGAGGCAAUAGACGGCGAAGGACGGACUCCACUCCUCAUUGCCGUACAUGGCGAGAAUCUGGAGUAUGUUCGGGAUCUACUGGAGGCCGGAGCCAAUAUCCACGCCGCCGAUGAGGAUGGGUGGACUGCGAUGCACUACGCUGCGCUGACGGAGAAUCUCGAAAGUGCAAAGCUCCUCGCUGAAGCCGGAGCUAGUGCGACGUCCAUCACCAACGACGGAUGGACGGUGUUGCACGAAGCCGCGCAACGUGGAAGCGAUAGUAUGGUGAAGUUCCUCCUCGGCAAGGGGGCAGAUGUGAUGGCCUGUGACAGGUAUCGCCGGACCCCCCUACACGCUGCCGCCAGCUCGGGAAAUUUGGAAACGGUAGAGGUCCUUCUCGAAAACGGGAGCAUCGUUGACGCGGAGGAUCAUAGGAAACGAACACCACUUAUGAUGGCGGCAGGUCAGUCGAAUUUGGGCAUAAUACAGGUACUGCUUAGAGCAGGGGCGAAUCUGGCUGCUGCGGACGACUUCGGGUGGACGGCGCUUCACGAGGCAGCUCAGCGAGAUCAGGGAUUGAUUCUGUCGUACCUGCUUAAUGAUGGCGCCGACCCCAACGCGAUGAGCCCUGUCUUUGGAACACCCACAACGAUUGCGGUGCAGAAUAUGCGGAAUUGCCGAAAGGAAUUGCUAACACGCGGAGGCGAUCCCUUGAUAUGCGGGUUCACUGGGCGUAAUUCGCUCGACUGCGCGGCUAUGUAUGGCUUCGAGGAUUCGGAACUGCAGGCUUAUCGCGCGCCAGGCUGGAUCCCUACGCCGGAAGCGACCAUCCGUCGGAAGCUAUGGACCAAUGUGCGAUCACUCGUACAAUACUCGAUCACGGUGGAUUACUACACUGCAUAUGCCAUCCUGGGGCACGGUCUUGCAUUGCUGGGGCUUGUGGAUGAUGCCAUCGUAUCACUGCAGAGGGCCACAUUCAAGAGAGGGAAUAUUACCUUUCACAACACAAAAUGCAGAUGCUGCGAGUCGAAGCAGAUAACGGGUUCGAGAUUCGUUUGUACGACAUGUCUGGGAACAGAGCUCUGCAUGGCGUGUUUCAGCCAGCAUGCAGACUUUGCAAGGUUGAUUUUAAGCCUGUUCUCGGCCGAGGAUGUCUUCGCGAGCCGGGGCAAAGACGAGCGAUGGACGUGGUUCGUGGAUCUCAAUGUGUGUCGAGAGUUGCGGUAUAAGCCUCUAGAGCUGGCGGAUGAGGCGUCGGCAGAAGAGAAGUCCGAGAUAAUAUUGACGAUACUGAAAGAGGAGCUCGGGGAAAGCGCGUCAGAAGGUUGGAAAAGCCUUAAAGAGGAGGUCCCUUGGUGUUCAUCGUCGCAUACAUAUAUACAUUUGCCCAGCUUCGAGUGGAUAGGGUUUCCUAAGGAUGUGGUGGAUACCAAGGGGCACUCGAUCACAGAGUGGGCGAGGGACCUAUAUGAUCGGAUGCCAGCUGAUGAAGAGGCGACAGAAAAUGGCGAGCAUCACUAG